AUGGCUCGCGCAAAGAAGCAAGACAACGCCACUGAACCAGCUGAGCGACGAGCCUCGGGCCGCAUCGCCGACAAGGCCUCGAAGCGCGAGGACGACGUCAAGCAGGCAGCCAAGGCCAAGACGAAGAAGACGGCAGCUACUGCCAAGAAGGGCAAGACGACGACGACGACUGCGAAGAAGAGCAACGGCAAGGACGAUGCUUCCAAUGCUGACGUCAACGGGCAGGGCUCUUCCUCUGCCUCGUCGAAGUCGAACGGCCAGCUCAAGGUGGGCGACGCCCUCCCCACCGGGCUCACCCUCAAGGACCAAGCAGGCAACGAUGUCGACAUCAGCUCGCUGCGCAAGGCUGUCAUCUUCAUGUACCCCAAGGCCAACACAGGUGGAUGCACCACCCAAGCCAAGAAGUACCGCGACGACCAUGGCCAAUGGGACGAGCUCGGCUUCGAAGUCUACGGUCUCUCCAACGACGGAUUGACUUCUCUCAAGAACUGGAAGGAGAAGCAGACUCUCCCCUACACCCUCCUCUCGGACCCUGAUCGUCUCCUCAUCAAGUCCCUCACAGGCACCGCAAGCAAGACUAUUCGAUCGCACGUCGUCAUCGAUUCUGAGGGCAAGUUGGCCGAUGUUCAGUUGCAGGUCAAGCCCGCUGAGUCGUCGCCUGACGCUUUGAUCGUAGCCAAGAAGCUCAACGAGGGGCCCGACGAGGAGCAGGAGUAG
Jaminaea rosea is the source of this 717-nucleotide messenger RNA. RefSeq names its product AhpC-TSA-domain-containing protein. Gene Ontology annotation, biological process: cell redox homeostasis; cellular response to oxidative stress. Lineage: Eukaryota; Fungi; Basidiomycota; Exobasidiomycetes; Microstromatales. The record is from RefSeq and is a predicted model, not a curated record. Gene Ontology annotation, cellular component: cytoplasm. Gene Ontology annotation, molecular function: thioredoxin peroxidase activity. The transcript has 3 exons. The coding region runs from base 1 to 717 and encodes 238 amino acids.